CUCUCUCUCUCUCUCAUGCUCGAUUGUCACGUCCCGAAGCUCAACUGGAUAGAUUCUACAGCUCCGCUUCCAAUGGCAUCGGAGGCUCAAAGGAAGGAGAAAGAGGGUCCCGUUGACCCUCUGACAGCACCUUUCCAAUGGGGAACAAUCCUGUCUGCAGUAAAAGAUCAGAUCCCCACAUUGGACUCUGACACAUCCGUGUCUGAUGGUGAUGAAGAGGAGGAGGACGAGCUUUUCAUUUUCCAGCGAGAUGAAUCCAACCUCAUUCCUGACUUGACAGAAGAACUGAAAGACUGUCCUCCAGAAGAAUCAGACUUGCAGAAGACAUUUGCAUUCAUGAGACACUCGAGAGAGAUCUGGAAUGAAGAUCAAGAAGGUCCAGAUAACAAGGCCCCUUCUGUGUUUGUAGGCCAAGAUGGCUUUGAUCUUCCGACUGCAGAAAGGUCAAGCCAGCGAGCUAUAUCUCCCAUAAAUGGGAAGAAGCCUGGAGGAGGGAUAUUGGCAGUUCCUGCAGGAGAACAGGAUGUUUUGAAAGACAACAAUAGUCUUUUAUCCCCAGAUAUGUCACCCUCUGUGGAAAUGUCACCUUUUUCAGUACUAAACAUGAGUGUGGAAGAAAGACGGCAACUGAUAGAAACAAGAAUCCUCUCCAAGGCAACUGUGGGACCUCCUCCAGAAGGCUCAGGUCAUCCCAAACCCAAAAACCGUAACAACAAUGCCGAAAGGAGAACGGAGAGAGGAAGUGAACUGGGAACUAUCCCAGCAGAACACCCCCAAGAGUUGAUGCUCGUAGCCUUCAAGGAUAUUGAAAGAUGGGAUUUGGAUAAGGUCCUACAGGAUCUGGAGAAGCAGAGUGGUGAUACGCAUUGGGAUUUAGAAGUGGCUUUUCCUUCAAUCAACCAUGAAACCUGGAGGGCUGUGUCACACGCAAGUCUUAUGAAAAAGCUGGAAGAGUUCUCCCUUCAACAAUCCAGGGCAUUUUUGUCGCAGCAGAAGAGAUGUCUUGCUAAGCUCCCUGAAUUUAGCCAGUGCCAAGGGGACGGGAAGGGUGUUCCCAUCCUGACGCCCCUGGGAAACCACCGAAGCCUGACUCCGAUAGAACUGCAAUGGGCUUCAGAGCCACCCACUGUCUAUAUGGACCUCAGAGAGACAACUUCUCAAAAGCCUGAGUCGGCCUGGAAUGACAAGCAAAGCUCAAGUGACAGCUCCUCGGAUGAUGAGGAAGAUACAGAAGUGAAAGACCCAGAGAAAAUGGAAAGAAAAACGAAGGCAUUAUCCCGGCCCUCACGCAGGGAUUGCACUGGGAAAAGCUUCCUGCUGCAGCAGCUUCGUCACUUCGGCAGAAGAAUGCCCCAGUCUUCAGCUGUUGAAGAAAGGGACGAAAACCUCACAAGUCCAGAAAGACCUGACCUUUCAAGAGACAGAAGCAGCCGCGGCCUAAUACAAAGAGGUCUGGCUUCAGUGGGUCCAACUGACUCAGAAUUAAAUGGAAAGAGCUUCCCGCUGGGGUGUCCUAACGGUGUAGCUAAGCCCCCAAGAGAGGUCAAGAGAGAUGCUGAGGAAGAGCCAUGCCCCAAAUUCCCUCCAGAGACUUCUGCAGACGGAGGAGGAGAAUACCCAAGGGCAGAAGAAAGCCAGAAAGAAAAGCAGGAAGAGGAGAUGCUCAAGAAACAGUAGCUGCAGGAAUGGCUGGAGAAACUAAAGCCUCAGAUACUCCAUUACUGCGAUGCAGCCCAUGGCUGAACAACCCCCCACCACCACAUCUUGUUCCAUGUGGUCCCCAGCACAGGAUAGCAGAACAACAUCUUGUCUUGUUCUUCCAAUUUCUGUCUCAUCUGUUAAAGCAAGAAAGAAAAGCCAACAACAUAUUUCAGGUCUUUCCAACCUGACAAGAGCUACAGUAGGAGUUUCUUCCUCUCCUUUUGCAGCCUUUUAUGAUGCUCAAAAUGUCUAAAAAGUUUUCCAUCCUUUCUGGACUGGGAGAGGGUUGGUUGUUGAUGCACCAGAGGCUCCAGGAGAAAGGUGGAUAUGGGGUUUCACUGACUCUGGCGAAGUAGCAGAUCCCAUAGAAGUAACUAUUCUAUCCUGGCCAAAUAUGCAUUUUGUGCACAUGACUUCUAAUAAAUGCAUUUGAAGAGUUCCCUUAAGAUGAUGCACUUUGUAUAUUAUUCUCACCCAUCUACACCUUUUCUCUGUGUGUGCACUCUUCCCUAAUAUACUCCUUUUCAUGUCAGUUCUUCAGUUGGAGACGUGCCGGACAAAAUUCAGAGAAAUGUCAAGGACCACUGUAUUUUGACUCUUGUUCAGGCAGCGCACGUUAGGUGCCUUUGCAUGAAAAUGCAGAUUUCU
Messenger RNA from Pogona vitticeps (central bearded dragon), 2349 nucleotides. It is a transcript of the gene DNAAF8, whose product is annotated as dynein axonemal assembly factor 8. Gene Ontology annotation, cellular component: dynein axonemal particle. The record is from RefSeq and is a predicted model, not a curated record. NCBI's taxonomy places the organism in Eukaryota, Metazoa, Chordata, Lepidosauria, Squamata, Agamidae. Gene Ontology annotation, molecular function: dynein complex binding.